AUGGCCAUGAGAUUAUCUUCGGCAGGAACUCGACGAUCCUCUCAAUCUUCUUCCACAUCACUGCGGUUUCUCAGUAGUAGUCCUACAACGAAAUCAAGAAGACAUUUCAUGGAGGAAGAUGAUUCUGUGAGCGAAAACUCCCAUCCCAGUUUGCAAUUGACGAUUCCUCACAUAAAGAAUCAUCAUCAUUCAAACAACAAGGCUCCCAUGCCUUCCUUUCCACAGAACAAAAGUCGAAGUAGACGGUCCUCCAGUCCAGCCACCAUUAGUACUACUACUGCCAAAAGCGUGCAAGAUGACGAGGCUGCCAUGUUGCAGUAUUUGAAUAGAGAACAGCGACGUCGGCGCAGAAAUCCCAACGAGCCAGAAACCUGGUCGGUCAAAUUGCCAGCGUAUCACCAUUCCAUGCAACAGCAGCAGCAGCCUACAACCACUACUACGACAAAGUCCAAAUCACGAAAGUCGUCCUUUCCUCCACGCAAUUCCAUGUUUCGCGGAAAUGCCUCGGGAAUCUCACCGGCUGCCUUGAGUUCCUUUGGUUCCGUGGAGGAGGAUGAAGCGUAUUUGGCCGAGCGGCGAGAACCCUUUGACACCAUUGACGAAUCGAAUCAUGAUGAUCAUCAUCAAAAGCCAAAAUGGAAAAAGUGGUUUUUGAAUUGA
Molecule: messenger RNA, 660 nt
Organism: Cylindrotheca closterium
Lineage: Eukaryota; Bacillariophyta; Bacillariophyceae; Bacillariales; Bacillariaceae
Source: the annotation of a GenBank genome assembly